AUGAAAAAGUUCAAGAGAAGACUUUCCUUAACCUUGCGUGGAAGCCAGACCAUCGAUGAAUCUCUGUCUGAGCUAGCAGAACAAAUGACAAUUGAAGAAAACAGCAGCAAAGAUAACGGUGUGAGUAAUAAUGGAAGGAUCAGCUACAGUAAAGUGCAGCCCAUUGUGAAGAAUGGCAGGCCUCCAACGUCUCACAGCAUGCACUCAUUUCUCCACCAGUACACAGGAUCUUUCAAGAAGCCCCCUUUACGGAGACCACAUAGCGUCAUAGGGGGCAGCCUCGGCUCUUUCAUGGCAAUGCCCAGAAAUGGAAGCAGAUUAGAUAUUGUUCAUGAAAAUCUGAAAAUGGGGUCAGAUGGUGAAAGUGACCAAGCUUCUGGAACAUCCUCCGAUGAAGUUCAGUCUCCCACAGGUGUUUGUCUCAGAAACCGGAUACACAGACGAAUCUCAAUGGAGGAUUUGAACAAGCGCUUGUCCCUGCCUGCUGACAUCAGGAUACCCGAUGGCUAUCUUGAAAAGCUGCAGAUUAACAGCCCACCGUUUGAUCAGCCCAUGAGUCGGCGUUCUCGUCGAGCAUCCCUAUCAGAAAUUGGAUUUGGAAAAAUGGAAACCUAUAUCAAGUUAGAAAAGCUUGGAGAGGGUACUUAUGCAACGGUUUAUAAGGGAAGAAGUAAAUUGACAGAGAAUCUUGUAGCUCUGAAGGAAAUCCGCCUGGAACAUGAAGAGGGAGCACCAUGCACAGCCAUAAGAGAAGUGUCAUUAUUAAAAGAUCUGAAGCAUGCAAAUAUUGUUACAUUGCACGAUAUUGUGCACACAGACAAGUCUUUGACUCUUGUUUUCGAAUAUUUGGACAAGGAUCUGAAGCAGUACAUGGAUGAUUGUGGUAACAUCAUGAGUAUGCACAAUGUAAAGCUAUUUUUGUACCAGAUUCUCCGGGGUUUGUCAUACUGUCAUAGGAGAAAGGUGUUACAUCGAGAUCUGAAGCCACAAAAUCUGCUCAUUAAUGAGAAAGGAGAACUGAAGCUUGCAGACUUUGGACUGGCUAGAGCAAAGUCUGUUCCUACAAAGACCUAUUCCAAUGAAGUUGUCACGUUAUGGUACAGACCGCCUGAUGUUCUCCUUGGAUCUUCGGAGUAUUCGACUCAAAUUGACAUGUGGGGUGUCGGAUGCAUAUUUUUUGAAAUGGCAUCAGGAAGACCUCUUUUUCCUGGUUCGACUGUUGAAGAUGAGCUGCACUUAAUUUUCAGACUUCUAGGAACCCCCUGUCAAGAAACAUGGCCAGGCAUUUCUUCCAGUGAUGAAUUUAGAAACUACAACUUUCCGAAGUAUAAACCACAACCUCUUAUCAACCAUGCACCAAGGCUGGACAUGGAAGGAAUUGAAUUGAUAGCAAAGUUCCUUCAAUAUGAAUCGAAGAAGAGAAUUUCAGCAGAAGAGGCCAUGAAACAUGCAUACUUCAGAAGUCUUGGAACAAGAAUACACACUUUGCCUGAAAGUGUUUCAAUAUUCAGUCUAAAGGAGAUUCAAUUGCAAAAAGACCCUGGCUUUCGGAAUUCCACUUACCCAGAGACAGGCCAUGGGAAGAACAGAAGGCAGAGCAUGCUUUUCUAAAGUGGGUGACGCGGAGUCAAGCCCCUGCCCGUCCUGCCAGUCAAGGACUCGGAUCGGAAGGCAGUGCUCUCUGUUGGUGGACUCGGAAUCGCAGUUCGUCUACACUGUCCUCUUCACAGUGGAGUCUUUUUAUUUCCAACCUGCAGAUUAUGUUUUUAUAUUUGUUGUCACAGUGUGACAAUUUUUUGUACAGUUGGUUUUAAGGUCUCCUCUGCCACUAGAGCCAGUAGGUUACAGCUGUUGAUGUAACUGUAGCUGCAAUUUUUGUGCAGGACUGAGAAACACAGUGCAUUAUUUAUUGCGGAAUCAUUGCUGCUAAAUAACUACUGUCUGUAUAGUUAACACAACAGUUCCAUGCCUGAAGAAGUUGCAAUGGCUUUAUGAUAUGUGAAUGCCUCUGUUUCUCUUCAUAAAAUGUUCUACUGCUGCGGGGUUUUUUUUGUAUUUCUUAAACUGCAGUGUUUCCUGGAAUGUAAACAUAGCUUUGCUUGGCUAUAGGUGAACCAUCUUUAAUGCUCUAAGUUCAUGGCACUUAAUUCCUUAUUUAACAUUGGAAGUAUGUGUUGAAGUAGUUGAAAAAUUAUAAUGCGUAUUAUGUUUUUGAAAAGCACACAGUGUGAAAGUUGAUUCAAACAAGUGAACAGUAACUAUUAUUUGCUCUCAGAUCCUCUGUUAGUUAUUGGUAAAUUAGAGCGUGGAGACCUGACGACAAAUUUUGUCAGGCUUAGUCCCGCACAAGAUAUUUGUACAUUCUUGUGCACAGGGGGCCUGC
Apaloderma vittatum (bar-tailed trogon) is the source of this 2383-nucleotide messenger RNA. RefSeq names its product cyclin-dependent kinase 17 (gene CDK17). The record is from RefSeq and is a predicted model, not a curated record. Gene Ontology annotation, cellular component: cytoplasm; nucleus. NCBI's taxonomy places the organism in Eukaryota, Metazoa, Chordata, Aves, Trogoniformes, Trogonidae. The transcript has 17 exons. Bases 1 to 1611 code for a protein of 536 amino acids. Gene Ontology annotation, molecular function: ATP binding; protein kinase activity. Gene Ontology annotation, biological process: protein phosphorylation.